This is a messenger RNA of Leptosomus discolor (cuckoo roller), 163 nucleotides long. Lineage: Eukaryota; Metazoa; Chordata; Aves; Leptosomiformes; Leptosomidae. The record is from RefSeq and is a predicted model, not a curated record.
GUGCAGAGGAUGUGCGCGGCGAGGCGGAUGCUGCUGCUGCUGCUGGCGUUCCUGGCCUACGCGCUGGAUUCGGCUGCGGCGUACGGCACGGCGGAGACCCUCUGUGGCGGGGAGCUGGUGGACACGCUGCAGUUCGUCUGCGGGGACAGGGGCUUCUAUUUCA